AUGUUAAAUCCGUGUCAAGACCGUCGAAUAAUUCAGAUUUUGAACAGUGUUAAUAAGAAACCACAGAAUUCUCACUGUGGAGAUACUAAUAAUCAGAAGUACCUAAACCAGGAGCGCUAUAGUCCAUCUUAUGGAAAGAAGUCACGAUGUUUCAAUUAUGGAACAAAAUAUGUGGGUGGAAAUGGUGAUCGGGCAUUCGCGGGUUGUUUUGAAGUGAAGUGUAGUCUUGAAUUCAAACAUCUAGUUUACUUCCGUGGUGAGUGGCGUGAAUGUCCAAGAGACGGUGGUAUUAUGAAAAUAGCUGAAUAUAGAACUAGCCAUGAUUGGAUCCAAUGUCCACGUUUUCAUGAUGUAUGCUCUGUUAAAAAAAUACGAGAAAGAAACGAAAGGAGAGAGAAUGAACGAAAUCUUAUUACGUAA
This is a messenger RNA of Schistosoma guineensis, 420 nucleotides long. NCBI's taxonomy places the organism in Eukaryota, Metazoa, Platyhelminthes, Trematoda, Strigeidida, Schistosomatidae. The record is from the annotation of a GenBank genome assembly.